Messenger RNA from Rhinolophus ferrumequinum (greater horseshoe bat), 1933 nucleotides. It is a transcript of the gene SCG3, whose product is annotated as secretogranin III. Gene Ontology annotation, biological process: protein localization to secretory granule. The record is from RefSeq and is a predicted model, not a curated record. Gene Ontology annotation, cellular component: secretory granule membrane. The transcript has 12 exons. The coding region runs from base 317 to 1729 and encodes 470 amino acids. NCBI's taxonomy places the organism in Eukaryota, Metazoa, Chordata, Mammalia, Chiroptera, Rhinolophidae.
CUCUUAAGGAGGGAGCGUGAGUAAGGCUACGCCCUAGCCUACCCGCGGCCGGCUCCGCGUCACAGGAACUUCAGCACCCACGGGGCGGACAGCGCUCUCCUCCACCUGAAGACCUGACUCCCGAGAGCCUUGAGCCUUUCUAAUCCCAUUACUCUAGAGCCGCGUCUAGCUUCGCCGGCAGCUGGGUCCCUACCACUCUUCCUCCCCGCACCCACUCUCCUAGCUCUUCCUGUUUUUGCUCCUCUCUUUCAUUCAUAACAAAAGCUACAGCUCCGGGAGCCGGCGCCAGGCUGUUUCUGAAGCCAAGAGUGGAAGAAUGGGGUUCCUUUGGACCGGCUCUUGGAUUCUGGUGUUGGUGCUUCACAGCAGUCCAAUUCAAGCUUUCCCCAAACCGGGAGGCAGCCAAGACAAACCCCUACAUAAUAGAGAAUUAAGUGCAGAAAGACCUUUGAAUGAACAGAUUGCUGAAGCAGAAGCAGACAAGAUUAAAAAACCAUACCCUCCAGAAAACAAGCCAGGUGAAAGCAAUCAUUCCUUUGUUGAUAACUUGAAACUGCUAAAGGCAAUAACAGAAAAGGAAAAAAUUGAGAAAGAAAGGCAAUCCAUAAGAAGUUCCCCAUAUGAUAAUAAAUUGAAUGUGGAAGAUGUUGAUUCAACCAAGAAUCGAAGACUGAUUGAUGAUUAUGAUUCCACUAAGAGUGGACUGGAUCAUAAAUUUCAAGAUGAUCCAGAUGGCCUUCAUCAGCUAGAUGGAACUCCUUUAACCGCUGAAGACAUUGUCCAGAAAAUUGCUACCAGAAUUUACGAGGAAAACGACAGAGGAGUAUUUGACAAGAUCGUUUCUAAACUCCUGAAUCUUGGCCUAAUCACAGAAAGCCAGGCACACACCCUGGAAGAUGAAGUAGCAGAGGUUUUACAAAAAUUGAUCUCUAGGGAAGCCAACAAUUAUGAAGAGAAACUCAAUAAUCCCACAAGCAGGACUGAGAUUCAGGCUGGAAAAAUACCAGAGAAAGUGGAGACUCCAAUGGCAGCAAUUCAAGAUGGUUUCACUAAUGGAGACAAUGAUGAAACAGUAUCUAAUACCUUAACCUUGACAAAUGGCUUAGAAAGGAGAACUAAAACCUAUGGUGAAGACAACUUUGAGGAACUCCAAUAUUUCCCAAACUUCUAUGCAUUACUGAAAAGCAUCGACUCAGAAAAAGAGGCAAAAGAGAAAGAAACACUGAUUACUAUCAUGAAAACGUUGAUUGACUUUGUGAAGAUGAUGGUAAAGUAUGGCACAAUAUCUCCAGAAGAAGGUGUUUCCUACCUUGAAAACUUGGAUGAAACGAUUGCUCUUCAGACCAAGAACAAGCUAGAAAAAAAUGUUACUGACAAUAAAAACAAGCUUUUCCCAGCACCAUCAGAGAAAAGUCAUGAAGAAACGGAUAGUACCAAGGAAGAAGCGGCUAAGAUGGAAAAGGAAUAUGGAACCUUGAAAGAUUCCACAAAAGAUGAUAACCCAAUAGGAAAACCAGAUGAACCAAAAGGGAAAACAGAAGCCUAUUUGGAAGCCAUCAGAAAAAAUAUUGAAUGGUUGAAGAAACAUAACAAAAAAGGAAAUAAAGAAGAUUAUGACCUUUCAAAGAUGAGGGACUUCAUCAACCAACAAGCGGAUGCUUAUGUGGAGAAAGGCAUCCUUGAUAAAGAAGAAGCCGAUGCCAUCAAGCGGAUUUACAGCAGCCUGUAAAAAUGGCAAAAGAUCCAGGAUUCUUUCCACUGUUUCAGAAAACAUAAUAUAGCUUAAAACUCUUCUAAUUUUGUGAUUAAAGUUAUUUUGACCCAAGGAUUAUUAGAAAGUGCUGGAUUUACAGUAGUUAACCUUUUAGAAGUGGUUAAAAACGGCUUUCUUGCCAUAAAAACUAUCUGAAAAGUAAAGUUGUAUGUAAGCUGA